ACUUCCAGGGGUUUACUCUGAGCUUCUUGAGGCUUUUCAGCUUCAGAUGCAAAGCGAGUGGGUGUCUCUCAGAGAAGCAGAAAGAGAAAGAGAGAGAGGUGUUUCCCUCAGUUAUGGAAACGCUAUAAAGAGAGCUGGCUUCCCUUCUCCUGAGCAGUCAGCAACAGGAGUCCCGACCUCGACACUUCAGCCUCCGCAGGAUUGAGAGAAGCAAAACCCUUCCCUGGGGCUGGCCCGAGCCACUGGCUGCCAUGCAGCAGCCUUUGAACUACCCAUAUCCCCAGAUCUACUGGGUGGACAGCAGUGCCAGCUCUCCCUGGGCCCCUCCAGAGUCUGUGUUUGCCUGUCCAUCCUCUGUGCCCAGAAGACCUGGUCAACGGAGGCCCCCACCCCCACCUCCACUGCCACCUCCACCAUUGCCACCGCUGCCCCCACUGCCGCCACCGCCCCUAAAGAAGAGCAGGGACCACAACACAGGCUUGUGGCUCCUUGUGAUAUUUUUCAUGGUGCUGGUGGCCCUAGUUGGACUGGGCCUGGGAAUGUAUCAGCUCUUCCACCUGCAGAAGGAGCUGGCGGAACUCCGCGAGUCCACCAGUCAAAGAGAUACCAAAUCAUCUUUGGAGAAGCAAAUAGGCCACCCCAGUUCACCCUCUGAGAAAAAGGCACUGAGGAGAGUGGCCCAUUUAACAGGUAAACCCAACUCAAGGUCCGGCCCGCUGGAAUGGGAAGACACCUAUGGAAUUGCCCUGAUCUCUGGAGUGAAGUAUCAGAAGGGUGGCCUUGUGAUCAAUGACACUGGAGUGUACUUUGUGUAUUCCAAAAUAUACUUCCGGGGUCAAUUCUGCAACAACCAGCCACUGAGCCACAAGGUCUACAUGAAGAACUCUAAGUAUCCCCAGGACCUGGUGCUGAUGGAGGGUAAGAUGAUGAACUACUGCACUACUGGCCAGAUGUGGGCCCGCAGCAGCUACCUGGGGGCUGUGUUCAAUUUCACCAGUAAUGACCAUUUAUAUGUCAACGUAUCUGAGCUCUCCCUGGUCAAUUUUGAAGAAUCUAAGACAUUUUUUGGCUUAUAUAAACUCUAAGAAACGCACUUCAGGAUUCUUUCCAUAUGGCUCCUUGUUAUAGGUACUGGGGACAUUGUCUCGAAUGAAGGUCUUCUUAAGCCUACUUGAGGUCAAGUGAGAAGACAUGAACCACAAUGACCUUGAGACCACAGGGUCCAGCAGGUCUGCAGUUCCUCAUCUCACCCAAGGCCCAUGAGCCGGAGAGGAAGAGGAACAUGACUGAAGAACACAGUGCUCUGGGCUGCCACACAAAGGUGCAGAGACAUACAGAAGCCACCCUCUGGUGUUCCAGACCCAUGUUAAGAGGUCAAGAGCAAGUUAACACAUUGAGAAGGACACCUUUAACCACCUCCCAGUGUGGGUCUACUUGCUACCUCAGGGAGAGCUAUCAUCAGAUACAUGGAUAUAACAUGGAUGUACAAGGGAUGGAGAAGAACGAGGCAUGCAUGAUAAGCUACAGGGACCCAAAGAGGCCAACACCCUGCUGGUGGCAUCUUUACUGCACAUCCUGAGCUACCAAGUAAUGCUGAGAAGCAAAAGGGGUGUUGGGGACUUAGUCCACUCCAACACACCAGGUGCAUUUCCAGUGCAAUUGUAAGGGUGUGUGUGUGUGUGUGUGUGUGUGUGUGUGAGAGAGAGAGAGAGAGAGAGUGUCUAAAGACUCCCAUAAAUAGAGCAAAUGUGAGAUCAUGAAAAACAUAUUUAGGAAAAACUGGAUUUUGAAUGCUUUUGGUGACCAAGUCUAAUAGUCUUCAAAUUUUUUUGUCACCUACUGAUAUUCAGGUAUUGAUGCUCCUUUAUUAUAACAAAUAUUUAUUUUUUUAUUUUUAAUGAAUGGAAGAUAUGUAAUAAAAGCUCUACUUCA
Messenger RNA from Sciurus carolinensis (gray squirrel), 1932 nucleotides. It is a transcript of the gene Faslg, whose product is annotated as Fas ligand. NCBI's taxonomy places the organism in Eukaryota, Metazoa, Chordata, Mammalia, Rodentia, Sciuridae. The coding region runs from base 252 to 1085 and encodes 277 amino acids. Gene Ontology annotation, biological process: positive regulation of canonical NF-kappaB signal transduction; apoptotic process; immune response. The transcript has 4 exons. The record is from RefSeq and is a predicted model, not a curated record. Gene Ontology annotation, molecular function: tumor necrosis factor receptor binding. Gene Ontology annotation, cellular component: membrane.